Molecule: messenger RNA, 3480 nt
Organism: Lichtheimia ornata
Lineage: Eukaryota; Fungi; Mucoromycota; Mucoromycetes; Mucorales; Lichtheimiaceae
Exons: 7
Coding region: 1-3480 (1159 amino acids)
Source: RefSeq, a predicted model, not a curated record
AUGUCCACUUCCAACGAUUUAACCACAACAGCUCUUGAAGCUUUUCGUUCAAUGAUCUCGGCAAGCGCAGCUACUUCCAUGACAACGGCUUUGGAGAAAGAAGAAGCCAAGAAAAGCGAUGGUGAACAGAUUACGGACGACGACGUUAAGAAUGUCAAAAGCUCGGUCGCCGUGAAGAAUGCAUGUAAAAAGGCAAAGGAUCAACUUGAAGGCGAGAGAAAACGUGUACCUAAAGGAUUGUAUGAUAUGAUGGAUGAACUCCGUGGGCAACCUAAAAGCGCUACCAGGAAGGAGAUUGAUCGCAAAAGGAGUCUCAGGGGCCCUAUCUUGGAGGCGCUUGGAAAAGUGGAUGUCCACUCAGUGUUCAUGGAGGCUAUUGAGAGGUUCAGCAUCAACGAUUGGAAUGAAUUCAUCCCCAAGGACUCUAAGCGUGAUAUCCGUUAUCGAACCGCGUCUUGUCCAUUUAAUAGCAUUAUCAAAAAAGAUAUCGCAAACAGGGCGGAUAUCCUCUCCCGACUACAGACAGCUGCCAUUGAUUGCACAGACUUGUACAGCAACAUGUGCACAAUCGUUUACAUCAACAUGUUGAGAUACGCGGUUUUGGAUGAAAACGCAACACGCAUUUCGAUUAACGAGUUGGUACCAAGAGGGCUCGACAAAUCGAUGUUCGACCAAGAUGAUGUCAAGGUGACGACAUAUCCAGAGUCUCCACAAGCCGACACCAAGUUGAUAUUCACGCACCAGCAUCUUCAUUAUCUGUAUUCCAACCAUUUCAAAAUGGGAUCUCGGGAAAGCACGCAUACCAAUUACCCCAUAUGGCAGACCAUAAUGGGUGAAGUCACCAAGGAGCAAAGUAGUACCAUGUCAUAUACAGCACAUGAGGUGAUUCAGCGACUAGCGACAAAUCUAUCUAAUAUGUAUGAAGAUGGGAAGUUGAUUCGUCGAUUGCUCGACAAUCUACUCAAGGUGUUGUUGGAUAUACAUUUGCAUGCAAGUGAUAACGACGACAUCGACAUCACCAAUCUCGCCAUUGAAGCUCCUCUUCAAGUUCAUGAAGACACGGCAAUACCUGUAGCAUUCGAUGAUCUUGACACCGCUCACGUUUUUACCACAACAUCGUCGACGUUGAUGGUGCCAGUCGUACCAUCGUCGAUGUUGGUGCCAGCCGAAGAACAAGGCGUUGCUGUACCUGAGCCUAUAUCAGCCAAAGACGAGAUGGGUGUAGCGUUUUUGGAAUGUCCUCAAGAAGAUCAAAAAGCUGGACCUGAAUCUUCCCCAACAUCACGACGAUUCCAAAGACAACGCAUACGUGACACGUUACGCAUGAAGAAGAGAGAGCAAUCGAAACUGGAGAAGUUGGUUAGUCCCUCUGACAGUCAAAUGAAACGUCUGAAAGCUGUCAAGGAGAGAAUUGGAAAACUGGAAGCAGAGUAUGCAUCGUAUCGCAAUGAUGCUAAAGAACGUCGGCUAGCGGUUGAGGAGAACAUUGUUGCAUCUAGCAAAGACGUCGCUGAAGAAAUACCAAGGCGAAAGAAGGAGCGUGGUGCAUCAGCUUUGCUAUAUGGUCCUCGAGUUAGCAAGGCUAGAUCAAACAAACUGAGAGGAUUCCUGAAGAAGACAUGCAUGCAGAAAGCCGAAUUGGAUCGGGCAGGAUUUGAAUCCAUAUGGGAUGGUGACCCUUUGUCUGCAUUUGAGAUGGAUACUAUCAUCGGCAUAUACCAUAUUUUGCGACCUUUGUUGCGUCAUGUCUACGCUACCAAUUGUUCACUGGCAUCGCAAAUUCCUUUUUGUUACUUGGCCAACAAAAUAUUGAUCGCAACUGGAAACAAAAAGUUGUCAAGAGCUUUAAUUCCGUUCCCUUCAAUCGGUGAUAUUCAUGCAUUGCCCAUUACAGCAACAACUUUACUUGAGAUGGUCGGGGACCUUCUAGAAAAAACCGCUUCCGUUACCAUAGAAAACGCCAAUGAUGACAAGGAAAAGGUGUUAUCAUUUCUCUUCAACAUUGACAAGGUCAAUGAGGCAUGUGAAGCUCGUGGUUUGGUAUCGGCGCAUCGAAUUACGAUGACAGACCAUGGUAUGGCACGUAUUCUUGGUGUUGUCAAGGAUACUUCUCGUCUUGCUCCAACUUACAAGCCAACACCACAAUCCAAGCCGACUCUAUCAUUAUCCAAGCAAGAGAUAGCAAAUGAAAUGAACAAGAUCAAUGACGCCUUGAAGGGACAAUCGAAAGAGAUCGAUGAAAAGAAAGAGGCUUACGCGAGUCUUUUGUCACAGUGGGACAAGAAGCGCAUGGAUCUUGGCAACCAUUUCAAUCCGAAGGAUGACGACUGUGUGCGUGCUCAGAAAGAAGUACGAGAAUUAAAGCAGCAAUUACACGACCAGCAAUACCACAUAUGCCUCCGAGACGAAGAAAUGAGAGUACAAAAAAAGAAGAAAUCAACGCUUAAAACGGCGUUAAAUGCAUCUGCAAAACCCCGUCAAACGAAGAAGGAUGGCGAGAAUGAAAAGGUCGUGUUGACGGCAGGCAACAUGCGGUGCUUAGCCCCCUCCCACACCGUGGAUAUUUCACUAUUACAUGAAGAAGAAAAGCAACUUGGUUUCAUCGGAGUGGAUUAUGGUUUCCAUACCCUGUCUACAUCGGUGCCAAUGUUGGAAGAGCAUGUAUCCGCUCAUUUGGAUCUCAUAUCAUCUGACAAGAAACCUACCACCGAGGAUAGUGCCUUUCAUGCGCUUGUUAAACCAGUCACAACAAACAAUGACACCAUCGCCUAUCAAACUGGAGAGCUGAGACGUCGUCGUCGCCUUGAAACAAGAAAAAAGGAGAAUGCAGAUGUUUUUAAGGCUGAGACUCAACUUGCAAGUGUAUCCAUUUCUACGAUGGUCAAUGAGGAUCAUAUACGACAUGCCAACGAGAUACGGGAAACUCACAAGGAUACACUCAGAGGUUUUUAUCAUGACAAGUACCUGACACGAGAAAAACGUCGGCAAGAAUACAGUGUUCAGAAAUGGAAAGACCGUGUUUUGUCAUUCGAGAGGAAGUGUUUAAAAGAGGCGUUGGUGGAGAAAGCGGAGAAGUCAGGCACAAUAUUAUCAUCAGCAAUCUUCAUGAUCGGUGGUUCCGGGAUGGGAUACGGCUCUACAAUUAAAGGGUUUAUGCGUUAUGGAGGAAAAUGGUUGCGCGUCAAGCAUUCCUACAAUUGGCCAGUACUUGUCGUGGACGAGUACCGAACGUCCCAGGUGUGUGCGUUCUGUGGGUGGCAGAUUCAAAGACCGCGAACGGCAAAUAAGAAGAAGUCGCAAGGUGGUUGUCUUUGCAUCAACCCGAAAUGUGUCUCGUUUUUGGAAGGGCGUGCAUCUUCAGGUCGCGACACGAUGGCAGCUACCAAUAUUGGUGUGAAAGGAGUGGCAUCAACCAAAGGACAAAUCAUCAAUGGUAUGGAGCGCAAUAUUGGCAGCUUUCUGUUAGCUUCGAAAUUGUAG